CUCUCUCUCUCUCUCUCUCUCUCUCUCUCCGUGCAGGGUUUAACCAAGAAUCUAAAACCCUAAACCCAAGAAGAAAGUGAAAUUUUUUUUUUCUAAUGAGAUACAGCCAUGGCGAUCUUUCUCAGACGCGCAUUCUCAUAUAGGAAUGUCCUUCUUCUUCAUAGCUCUGGGUCGUUUUAUGGACGUAACAUCUGGCACUUAAUAAGCUUCUCCAAUGGUGUCUUUAACCCCGAGGGUUCGCCAACAAGGGUUUUCUCUCUCCCUGCUCUGGAUUUGAUCUGUGAAAGUCGCAGAGGCUUCGCCAAAGGCCGCAAGUCAAAGGAUGAUUCAGCUGGGAAUACAGUGGAAGUGUUACCAGAUAUGGGUCCAACUAUUAAGGUAACUGCUACCUCGCAGAUGGAGGCAGCAAUUUCUGCAUUAUCAGGGGAAUUAAGCAAAUUGCGGACAGGAAGGGCAUCUUCAGGAAUGCUUGACCACAUUAUAGUAGAAACUGGUGGUGUAAAGCUGCCUCUGAACCAGAUGGCAGUUGUUUCGGUCAUGGACUCAAAAACCUUGUCGAUAAAUCCUUUUGAUCCAACUGCUCUAAAACAUUUAGAAAGUGCCAUUGUUUCAUCUCCCUUGGGACUGAAUCCUAAAGUGGAUGGUGAGCGACUAAUUGCAGUUAUUCCUCCAUUAACCAAAGAGCAUAUUCAGGCCGUGUGUAAAGUGGUCACCAAGUCUUGCGAAGAUGCCAGACAAAGUAUAAGGAGGGCUCGCCAAAAGGGAAUGGAUACCAUAAAGAAAUUGUAUUCAACAUACCCUAAAGAUGAUUUGAAAAGAAUGGAGAAAGAAGUUGACGAAUUAACUAAAAAGUUUAUCAAGACAGCAGAGGACCUAUGCAAGGCAAAGGAGAAGGAGAUCACAAGCUGAUUGCAAGAAAAACAUGCCUUGCCAGGCUGCCCCUAUUUAGAUUUAUGCCUGUCUUCAAUUUUGUGGGAGAGCCCUUUACUCAAUUACUAGUUAUACCUAUGUCUUUUUUUUUUUUUUCCUAUACCAAUAUAACUUACUUUAUCGAUUUGCUAUCAAAAUGAGCUUAAAAAAGUACUUUUUUGAGAUUCAACCCCGGCCAAGAGUAUUCUUUCUGUAAGAUAUAGAGGUGGUUCUAUCCAAAGGCUCUGAUAUGGUAUAAGUGGAUCUCUCUGUCUUAUUAAAAAUUGCCGUGUAAGACCUCUUGAAACCUAGUGUUACUGUUUCCUAUGAUUUUCCAUGUCAUUUGUGGGUUCAUACUGUCUAUUUUUGCUGGUGUCAGUUGUACUGGCACGUAUUGAUACUUCUUCUAGUUGGAUAUACCAUUUGAUCAAUGAUAAAAGAAGCUGAAGUUGAAAUGUUCA
This is a messenger RNA of Ziziphus jujuba (common jujube), 1370 nucleotides long. RefSeq lists its product as uncharacterized. Gene Ontology annotation, cellular component: mitochondrion. Lineage: Eukaryota; Viridiplantae; Streptophyta; Magnoliopsida; Rosales; Rhamnaceae. Gene Ontology annotation, biological process: translation. Bases 109 to 909 code for a protein of 266 amino acids. The transcript has 8 exons. Gene Ontology annotation, molecular function: ribosomal large subunit binding. The record is from RefSeq and is a predicted model, not a curated record.